AUCGACAACAUUGGAUACAAGAACAAGAAUUCUCUUCAUUUUGUACAAAAAUAUCUCUUGAUUGCCCAUCAACUGUACUUGAAAGAUGACUCGUUUUCCCCCACAAUUUUCUGUGGCAAUCGGCGAUAUAAAAUUUGAGUGAUAAGCAAAUCAAGACUUUUUUUUUUCUUUUCUAUUUUGUCGCUCUUGCUCCCUUAUUAUCAAAAAUGACCUCAGUUACGGCAGAAACUGUAGAGAUACCCAAUAUUAAACCUGGCAUGUCUCAGGCCGUAAAAGACUGUUUGAGUGGAACUGUGGGUGGUAUCCUUCAAGUACUUGUAGGCCAGCCUUUUGAUACAGUAAAAGUUCGUCUUCAAACCCAAUCUACCACCAAUCCUUUGUACAGUGGCAUGAUGGAUUGUGUCAAAAAGACAAGAGCAAAUGAAGGAAUCACAGGAUUCUACAAGGGAACAAUGACGCCUUUGGUGGGAAUCGGUGCUUGUGUAUCUAUUCAGUUUGUAGUACUCGAGGCCAUGAAGCGUUAUUUCUCACGAAAUGAAAAGGGAGCAUUAUUGAGCAACGGUCAGUUGUAUAUAGCAGGUGCGGCAAGUGGUGUUGCCAAUUCCUUUGUUUCCGGUCCCGUUGAACACAUUCGUACCCGACUUCAGGUUCAGACAGGUGCUGGAUACAGUGGGCCUAUCGACUGUAUUCGUCAGAUCUACAAUUCUCAUGGUAUUAGGGGCAUCUAUAAGGGUCAAGGCAUCACUAUGGCCCGUGAGUUCCAAGGCUACGGUGCUUACUUUUUAGCAUACGAGUGGCUUGUUCAGCAAGCGGUGAAGAAGGAUAACUUACAGAGCAGAUCAGAAUUGCCUACAUGGAAGGUGUGUGCUUUUGGUGCUGCAGCUGGCUAUGCCAUGUGGUUUACUAUUUAUCCAAUGGACGCUGUGAAAUCCAAAUUACAGACUGAUGGAUUCACAGCUGAUAACAGACAGUAUCGAUCAGCCCUUGAUUGUGCUCGUCAAACAUUUGCAAAGGAAGGUGCUGCCGGUUUCUUUAGAGGUAUUGGACCUUGUUUGCUUCGUGCUGCACCAGUGAAUGCAGCAACAUUUAUGGGAUUCGAAAUGGCCAUGCGUGUUCUUUCAUAGACUUUUUUUUUUUUACAAUAAAAGCAUGUAUUUUCUUUAUCAUAAUUCCAUGUCUUACGCCCAAG
Molecule: messenger RNA, 1189 nt
Organism: Rhizopus microsporus ATCC 52813
Lineage: Eukaryota; Fungi; Mucoromycota; Mucoromycetes; Mucorales; Rhizopodaceae
Product: mitochondrial carrier
Exons: 6
Coding region: 207-1124 (305 amino acids)
Biological process (GO): mitochondrial L-ornithine transmembrane transport
Molecular function (GO): L-ornithine transmembrane transporter activity
Source: RefSeq, a predicted model, not a curated record